This is a messenger RNA of Lates calcarifer (barramundi perch), 902 nucleotides long. It is a transcript of the gene il21, whose product is annotated as interleukin 21. NCBI's taxonomy places the organism in Eukaryota, Metazoa, Chordata, Actinopteri, Centropomidae. The record is from RefSeq and is a predicted model, not a curated record. Gene Ontology annotation, cellular component: extracellular region. Gene Ontology annotation, biological process: immune response. The coding region runs from base 77 to 505 and encodes 142 amino acids. Gene Ontology annotation, molecular function: cytokine receptor binding. The transcript is spliced from 6 exons.
AGCAGUCUACAUUUCCAGUAAAUCUUUCGAAUAGCGACUUUUGGUGAUCUGGUGCCUGCUGCUGAACACUGAGAAUAUGAAGCUGGUUGUUCUUUGCCUUUUUGCAGUCUACUGCUUUUCUGUGGCCAACACAACACCAUUGACGAGGAGAAAAUUAGAAGAGGUUCUGAGGCAGUUGAGCGAAGUGAAAGAAAGCCUGCAGCACAGCGACAAGAUGCUGAGUGCUCCACCAGAGAACAUCGAGGACUGCUGCUGUCUGUCAGCCUUGAGUUGCUUCCGGGCUAACCUGAAUCUGCAUUUCAACAUUACAGAAAAAAAACAAAAAAAACUUUACAAGAGCCUCAACAGUUCCAUAACUGAGAGAGGUCUGAACUUCUGCAAUCCAGGAAGUGAUACGGCCACAUGCCAAGACUGCGACUUACAUCCUAAAGUAAAUGUCCAGGAAUUUUUCCAAAGCCUGGAGUCUCUAAUUCAAAGGGCCAUAACCAAACUGACCAUGAAGUGAGAGGAGAGAACGAUCCUGUUGUUACCAAUGUAAAGAAGACACUACGCUGAAAUGAUGCUAAACUUGGCGAAGUCUAUAUGUUCUAGCCUUUUAAAUAUUUAACUUAUUUAAUAUUUAUUUAGAUAGUGGUGGUGAACCCACUCAAGCUACAAAGAAUGUAUUUUUAGGAAAGCUGCUUUGCCGCCACCCAGUGGGCUGGACUUGGCAGUUUUUCUUUCUUUUCUCUUUUUCACUGAAAGUGAAAGUUAAUUUAUUUGUUGUAGUUCUCAAAGAAUAUAAAGUAUAUAAUGACAUUUAUACUAUGUAUGAUAUGCCUUCAUACAGCAGUUCUUUUACUGAAAUAACUGUACCAUUUGAAACAAUUAAACAGAUAACAAAACAAAGGUUUUGGUUUGCU